Messenger RNA from Amoebophrya sp. A120, 6402 nucleotides. Lineage: Eukaryota; Dinophyceae; Syndiniales; Amoebophryaceae. The record is from the annotation of a GenBank genome assembly.
AUGUGGAUCCAGCAUACUUCUCCUCGGCCUCAAACAAUGUGAAUGUCUGAUGUGCCCUUUGCUCAUAAGCAUCGCUGAUGUCCUUCUAUGUUGUUGCCUCUUCACUUCUACACCAGCUUUUUUCGAUUUCUCGAACAGUAAAACAGUACGACUUCAGCCUCGAACAGUACAAAAACGGUCUUCUAGUGACUCUAGUACACCUUGAGCCUCACUGGACCAACCUCUGCAUAGAGAAGUAGGACAACGUGAUACAUUAAACCCUAGUCUCUGCUCAACAAAGUCAAACUCCCCUUUGCGCUUUUGCGAAUGUACUUAUUACACUCACAACACUUGGAGAAAAUGAAAAUGAAAAACGAAACAACAGUGGAAGUUUUCAAAUUGCAAGUUCAUGUAUAAGUAUGUGAAGUAGUCCCCCUGCCUGCAUAAUUGUAAGAACUAAGCGUGCAUCUGCAUCAACUUUUUCCAUCUUUACCACGACAAAAUAUUUUAAGCAUUACAUCAGACCUGAUUUCAAUUUAUUCCCCUGGAAGUAGUUUUUGUUUAACACAUUUGGUUUUACCCGAUAUAACUUACCAGACCUUUAUUAUAUAAAAGAUGCCCGCCGGCGCGGCCAAUCCCAAUUCGCACAACAAUAUGUUGUCCAACAACAUCAACAUGUACACGCCCUUGUUGAGGUGGUUGUUCUUUUCUCUCAGCACCACUUGGUUCUGGUGCAGCCUACAAACAGGUCGGGCGGCUGCUUCUGGGACACCUCCGGGGUCCUCGUCCUCGGAGCCGGUUCUACUUGCGAAGCAUUCUUAUACGGUGUGGCAGGACGAACGCCUCGGCUUCACGCUUGACGACGCAACAAGCGCCGAUGAUGCAGCUCCUGCUAGCGCAAGGUUGCAAGUGGGAGAUCCGUCCGCCGAGGCCGCGGCGCGAAUGUUGUGGCCAAAGCUACGAGAACAAAUCGACGACGCGAAUUUGCGAGAAGAAAUCGAAGCCGCGUGGGGACAGGACCACCACGACGAAGUUGCACAUCAACAAGAACUAUCAAAUGUAAAAAUGUCUGGGUCUGGAAGAGUCAUGCUGUUUCUGCAUGACGCAGAAGGUCUGGCAUGGAAGCUCUAGCAUCACAGGUUUCGAGAAGCUUCCGCAAUGCCGAAUCCGCAUGACAAAUCCCCCACUUUGGUGACAGAAAGUGAGCAGCUUUUGCUGCCUAUGCAUCAGAGAUUUUUGUGUGUUCUGAAAUGCGCAUCACAAGUUACAUCCUUCCAGACCCAGACAUUUUUGCAUUUGAUAAGAACAUCAGCAGGAGACCAGAAGAACGUCGACUGUCGGAGGUAGGGGCCUUGUAGAAAAACUGAACUACGCGUUUAGCCGCGGGAACCUCCGCUUGCGCGCGCCGAAAGUCCGUGACGUGGUACAGGUGCAGGGGCCGACGGGUCCUGUGCACAGGUACAGACGGCCUACAGACGUGGUACAGACUUCCUACAGAGCCGUCGAGUUGGAAGUGGUGUACCAUGCCUCGGAAAGGCAGCAGAUAGUGCGCCGGCGGAGAUCUACGUCUACUAGCAAGAGUAGAAGUCCCUCAAGAACAAGCCGACGGUCGUCCUCGUCCUCCUCGGGUAGUGGAAAAAGGAGGGCAUCCUCCACCAGCAGAAGCAGGAGCAGUAGCAGAGAAAGAAAGGAAGCAGCAGAACAGAGCAAAGCAGCCGGAAGUGCUGGUGUGCCACCAACUACGGCACCAGCGCGGCGGCUGCUUGAGGACGCCCUUAGGUCAGUACGACGCCAGCCGCCGGCAAAUACAAAUGUACCUAUUCCGCGGCCUUUUGCUGCUCCCACUCCCAGCGCGUCCGCAACGCCGGUACAACAACAGCACCGUUCUGCGGGCUUGGAUGCACCACUUCCCGGAGGGGGCCAGUCUCGUGGCCAGUCUAGCUCUAGUUCCGCACCAGCGGCCCCUAACCCUAUGCACUGCAAAUAUGUCCUCUGGGUCGUCUGGAAGGAUGCAAGGUUUCUUGUCAUGCUUGUCUGGCAUGACUGAAGAGUUUGUUCUGCGUGUCCACGGAGAGGCCUUUUACCUUUUAUUUGUCAUGCAAAAUCGCAGCUUGUCAUGCGGAAAACGCAUCGCUGAGCAGCGCAGAUAUAAUUUCUCAUGCUUGGCUGUGCAUUAUAAUUAUUCCCAACCCAGCAUUUAUACAAGUUAUUUCCAGACCCCGACAACAUAUUUGCGGUUGAUAGCCCCUUACCGCACUCCGUUGGCGGCACCAGCUCAGCAAGGAGCUGCACCCGAUGGUCACUGGUUUGUUGGACACCACCCACCUCCGUCCUCUCCUCCACCAGGCGAUAGUCCACCUCCUUCCGAGACCGAGAGCGGCAGGCUUGACGAGAUGUUGUACCUAAUGAAACGCGCAGAUCCGUUAGUGGAGGGAGAUACAAAAUUUGGGAAACGGGAAAUCGACAAUCUGGACCGCAACCUGCAGUUCUUUGGCCUUUCCAAGUCUGACGAGCUUUUGUCGGCCUCCGAGGAGGACGCUGAAGAUGUGUACGCGAAACGGGUGACCGUUAUCUCCACGGACGCGUCCGUUCGUGGCAUAUGCAAGAAAAAAAGUAAGUAUGUUUAGUACAAGUCUGUGAUGCACAAAUAAUGAAGAAAAUAAUAACUGCAACAUCACACGUAGCAGGACACACUUCUCAUGGUCAUGCCGGGGCCGCGGACCACCACGAGGUCCCCUUUUGCUCCACGUUCUAGCCAUGUUCGACAGGCUUUCUUUGUCAACAUCAUGCGAAACCAAUUUAUAAUGCUGUCAGCCCAAGAAGGACAAGAAUGUUACAACACUGAAGCUAAACACAGUUUUUUUCUUGGAUACGGGAAGAGCAACUAUUAUGGAUAUGGCGCCGUGUGGAUUCAACAUCAAGUGCUGCCGCCGGACGUCGCCGGCGCGGCUUCUACAGCGCCGCUGCGGCAAGGGAUGGCCGGGGUUUUGCAAAUUCCGAAUUGGGAAGAACCGCGCUCCGCUCCUGCGAAGCGAGUUUAUCUGACUGACGAGACCACGACCAGCAUCGACCAGGGAAGUAGCAUGGCGCAGUUUCAGCAAUGGGGUGAGUCUAUGCACAACAUUCGCCGAAAAUUCAAGUACACGAAGGACAAGGACUGGGACCGGACGAAGGGGUUGAUGUUUGCUUUUUCCAACUGGUGCGAACUUUCGGCGAUUUAUAAGGCUCUGGAGCUGGGAAGCGAUGAGAAUGCGGUCCCGGGUCCGUUAGUUGUGCUCACGGACCAGAGAUUUGUGUUGGAUGUGCUACAGGCCUUCAUCUUGCCCGAGAUUCGGGACGCGAUGUACGACAUAAUCGAGAAAGAGCUACUGGAAGCGCCGCUGCACCCCUAUCAUAAGGACAAGAAGACGAGGACCUUUGCGUACUUGCGGCAAUUCUUUCUGCAGCAUGACCACGGGUGGAAGCAACAGCUCUUGCGCCUUGACAAGUAUAAAAGUACUAGCCUGAAUCGUUUUUUUGACAUUAUCGUGGGACAGCUCCAAGAAGAGCACCUCAAGCCCGCGCCGCAGUGGCAGCAACGGGACAUACAGGGAAGACCCGUCACCCCGUUCCAGGUAACCCUGCCAAAGCGCCUCUAUUACAUCGGCGCACUGAUUGCGAAAAGGUUUGUGUUCGGCUUCGAGGCGGAAUUCGCUGUAGCAGCUGAUGAGGCCGACGCGCGCAACGCAGAGAAAAUCGGCCUUGCGCACAUGACAACCCUGAUCUACCAGCAAGGCCAUGACUACCGCCCGGCCCAGUCUGUAAAGAAGUCGACCAUCAAAGAAGCAAUCGCCGCUGCUGAUUCCGUAUCAAGUGCAAAAGUGUCUGGGUCUGGAAGAUUCCGAGAUUUGUCAUGCAUAUUUCUCAUGACCCAUAAUGCCUGUAGUGCAUGAUCUAGCAUCACAGACUUUUAGAGGGCUUCCUGAUGCGCCUUCCGCAUGAGAAAUGCCGUGUCCGCGUAGCACAAACUGGACCCCUCUUGCUGGUCAUGCAAUACAAAUUUUCCUAGAAUCCAAAAACAGCAUGACAAGUUGCAAUCUUCCAGGCCCAGACAUUUUUGCAGUCCAUAUGCCGCGUCGGUAAUUUUCUCGGACCUGGAGGCACUCGAGGUGCGCGCGCCCCAUGGCAAUAAAGCACCCGCGGCUGGAAGUAGCUUAUGGGCAGCGCCGUACGAAGACGCCCGUCAUUGGAACUACUUACAACUCCCCCACUCGUCCCUUGGAGCUAGUGCUGUGGAAAUGCAAACGGCACCACAAAGGGAGAUCCCUCUGAGGUACUACCACGGCGACGUGCCGGCUCACGACUGGGCCUUUAGGCUGGAGAUGACGGCACAGGGGAGUAAUGGGUCGUACCACGGCGAUGUUGACGGGAGUCGCAGGGAUAAUAUCAUACCAAAAUUGUUCGAUGUCCUAUUGAUCCACAGCGAAGAAAAAUCGCAAGGCACGGGAAGCUCCGCGCAAGAUGAACAACAAAAAGUGUUCCAGUACCUGUACCCGCUCGGCGAAAACGUCCUGGAGAGUAUGAAGUUGAAUCUGAAGGUACAGUGGCAAACAAAAUGGGACGACUACAAACAGCGGUUCCAUUGGCUGUCCCGCGACAGCUACAAGCGGUAUCAUUGGCUGGCACAAAAUGGCCCCGCCCUGGUCCUGCGGGACAAAGAAGAAAGCAUGGUUGGAACGGAUAAAGUAAACCAGGUGCUGGAGAAGAUAAAGAAGCGUUGGGAGGCCUAUCAAGGCCGCUAUGUCGACGGGAUCGCGGAUGAACGGGAAUCACGUAUUUCCAGUAAUAUGGAUGGAGCGCCGGCCACGGACAGUCUCAGUCAACGUUCUCAUUCACAUACUGAAGAAGAAGAACUUCCCACCGCUCCUCCAUCGGGAGAUGUAGUUCCUUAUCCUACUUCGAUCAUUCGCUCUACUCCGCUGCCUGUUGCUGCACCAUGGGCCGCUCAAGGAGCUUCUUCUUCUUCUUCGUUCUUACCACCAGCGACGCCGCAGGGGCCGGGUGUUGCUUCACUUGCUCCGCCUCAUUACACCGGCACGGUCCGGCGCCAUCGAGGAGGGGAUGCGCCACCUGCUGUUGCUGAACGGGACCGUCAAGAGCAGCACGAGCAGCGCAAAACCAGGCAGAACAAGAUUAAUAUCCCUACCCUGGAUCCCGGAAUUCUAUAAACUCUUCUGUAAUAAGUAGUCACUGAUUUGCACUAUCCCCGAACUAAUCACGAACACAAUUAGAAGUAGUAGGUGGUGACGUUGCUGUCCUUCCAGUGGCGACAGUAGAUCGACGAAAUUGGAUAUUAAAACAGACAGCAGAAUUAUAAACAGUAGUAUGUACCACAAAGAAGUACUGUAGUAGACCCGCGCUCCUGGGCGAGGGUGUUGCAGGCGUCGACACUCCUCUUACCUGAACAAAACGAUUUUUACACGACCCUGAUAAAUUCUGGCGGCUGGUGCAGAGUGGUCGUCAGUUUAUCUCUUUAUUCAUUUUUUGAGCAGCAUUAUUUGGAACAAGAAGUUGUAAAAGUAAAAAUGAACGUCAAGCUGCACUUUUAUUCACGAGUAAGUCGUCUACUGCAAGCGCGGGACGACCCAACUCGAUGAGAAUGUACAAGCACACAUGUUUUUUUUAACACACUGCACAGACAUAGAACAAGUUGUUUACAUAGUAGUAGUCCAUGUGGUCAUGGUCAUCCAAGCCCCAACAUCGAGUAAUGUAUGAUUGACGUGUUAUUUUUUGUAGUAGCCCCCCCCGCCAUUUGCAUUACGUAUAGCAGGCUUUUCAUGAUCGUCAACGCAGGUGUCCUCCGGCGUGGACAUUUUCAAGAGCCCAAGUGUACAGAAGUGUUUUUGAAGAAGGCCUUCAUAUUGUCAACGUAUUUCCGGGAAGCAAGUGCGUCGAAGACAGAUUGCCAUGCACAUCAAAGCAGAUUUGCCCACUGUCAUGCCCAGCAUCUGUACUAUUUACUAGCUUUGCGGAAGAAGAAUUGACCCCUGCUGCAUUUAUCUGUUUUAGUUUCCCGAGAAAGUUUUUUCGGUGAACACUACUAACUUCUGCGCGCCAAAACAAGCAACAAGGUUUUAGUUUAAGUGGACGGAGGAGGUUACUUAAGAGUAGACAGUCAGAAGCUGUUGACUAUGGCGAACAAGUAGAUGUCCUCCUCCUUCUGCUAAAUAAAAAGAGUAAAAAGUACUAUGGCGUUCUUUUGUUUUCAAAAAUGGCAGGAUAGUAAAUUGAAAGUAGUGAUGAACAAGGCUUGUGGGGAACCCCAAAGCAAAAAUGCUUAUGCGAGAACUCCUUUCAACGAACUCCUCUCGACGUCGUGGAGUUAGAAUCCACAGAGAUGGUAUUGUUAUUCCCGUUGUACUAGUUGUACCCCAACAUCAUGAA